Messenger RNA from Perognathus longimembris pacificus (Pacific pocket mouse), 2215 nucleotides. RefSeq names its product scavenger receptor class B member 1 (gene Scarb1). The record is from RefSeq and is a predicted model, not a curated record. Gene Ontology annotation, biological process: cholesterol efflux; recognition of apoptotic cell; plasma lipoprotein particle clearance. The transcript is spliced from 12 exons. Lineage: Eukaryota; Metazoa; Chordata; Mammalia; Rodentia; Heteromyidae. Gene Ontology annotation, cellular component: caveola; cytoplasm. Gene Ontology annotation, molecular function: low-density lipoprotein particle binding; lipid binding; scavenger receptor activity. The coding region runs from base 127 to 1647 and encodes 506 amino acids.
UCGCGAGCCCCUCCGCGCCGUCGUGGCUGGCUCAGGUCCCCGGAGUUUCCGCCUCAGCCGCCGUCCGAGCUCCUCACAGACGCGGAGAUCCCCGCGAGUCCCGGGCGGGUGCCAGGGCGCGCAGACAUGGGCGGCCGCUCCCGAGCGCGCUGGGCGGCCGCGGCGCUGGGCGUCACGGGGCUGCUGUGCGCCGUGCUGGGCGCCCUCAUGGUCGGGCUGGGGCCCUCGUUCAUCAAGCAGCAGGUCCUCAAGAAUGUGCGCAUCGACCCCCAGAGCCUGUCCUUCAACAUGUGGAAGGAGAUCCCUGUCCCCUUCUACAUGUCCGUCUACUUCUUUGAGGUCAUCAACCCCAAUGAGAUCCUGAAGGGCGAGAAGCCGCUGGUGCAGGAGCGCGGGCCCUACGUGUACCGACAGUUCAGACAUAAGACCAACAUUACCUUCAAUGACAAUGGCACUGUGUCCUUCCGGGAACACCGCAGCUUCCAGUUCCAGCCCGAUAAGUCCCGGGGUGCUGAGAGUGACUACAUUGUCCUGCCCAACAUCCUGGUUAUGAGCGCAGCUGCGAUGAUGGAGCACAAGCCCACCAGCCUGAAGCUGCUCAUGACGCUGGCCUUCAGCACCCUUGGGGAGCGUGCCUUCAUGAACCGCACGGUGGGCGAAGUUAUGUGGGGUUAUGAGGACCCCCUGGUGAACCUCAUCAACAAAUACUUCCCAGACAUGCUGCCCUUCAAGGGCAAGUUCGGACUGUUCUCAGAGAUGAACGACACAGACUCUGGGCUCUUCACCGUGUUCACCGGGGUACAUGACAUCAGCAGGAUCCACUUUGUGGACAAGUGGAAUGGACUUAGCAAGGUCAACUACUGGCACUCGGAGGGGUGCAACAUGAUCAACGGGACGUCAGGGCAGAUAUGGCCGCCGUUUAUGACUCCUGAGACAUCACUGGAAUUCUACAGCCCCGAGGCCUGCAGGUCUAUGAAUCUCAUCUACAAGGAGCCAGGGGUGUUUCAAGGCAUCCCCACCUACCGCUUCGUGGCCCCCAAAACCUUAUUUGCCAAUGGCUCUGUCUACCCACCCAAUGAAGGCUUCUGCCCGUGCCUGGAGUCCGGCAUUCUGAACGUCAGCACCUGCAGGUUCAAUGCGCCUCUGUUUCUCUCCCACCCCCACUUCUACAAUGCGGACCCUGUGCUGGCAGAAGCGGUGCUCGGCCUGCACCCCGACCCUCAGGAGCACUCUCUGUUCCUGGACAUCCACCCUGUCACCGGCAUCCCCAUGAACUGCUCAGUGAAGCUGCAGCUUAGCCUCUACAUGAAAGCUGUCCGCGGCAUUGGGCAAACCGGGAAGAUCGAGCCGGUGGUCCUGCCGAUGCUGUGGUUUAGCCAGAGCGGGGCCAUGGAGGGCGCGCCGCUGCGCACGUUCUACACGCAGCUGGUGCUGUUCCCCAAGGUGCUGCAUUACGCGCAGUACGUGCUGCUCGCCCUGGGCGGCGCUCUGCUGCUCGUGCCCAUCGUGUACCAAAUCCGCAGCCAGGGUCUCAAAGACUCCAGGAGCCCCCCAAGCCUGGUCACUCAGCCAGACCAGUCCCCCAGCCCCUGCACCCCGCUUCUUGAGGACUCAGUCUGCGGACAGCCCACUGCCCCCACAGCCUGACCCCGGGUACCAAGCCUGCCAGAUGUGCCACGCGUGGCUGGACGUGUGCUGACACUCAGGGACAGAGCUACCACUGUGGAGCCCAGGGAGAGGCCGCCAUCUUCUCCACGUGGCCCUGGGCCCGCCCACGGGAGCCAUGCCCACCCCUCCCUGGCUGAGCCAGGCCCCUGACGACCUCACUGCUGCCCAAGGUUCCCCCACCAGGUACCGCGGCCCUGGCGGCCACUGGUCCACGCAGAAGAGCCCAGGUUGCGGGUGCGGGCCACCUGUGCCAGUGCCUGCAGGUCCCGCCAGGGCGUCACAGUCUGCUCCGGCCGUGCAGAGCCCUGGGUCCCUGUGACCACGAGCCCAGGGUGUCAGCGCCUCUCCUGGCCCCUGCCAACCCCCUCAGGUCCCCAGCUCUCAGGUGCCAAGCAGGGGCUGGGGCCCAGGCACACCCCGGGGACGGCACCCGCCUGCGGCGCUGGUCCCCAGACAAGCCGCUGUCUCUUUUCUACUGGAAAAGAAAUCGUUAUCAGCUCUUAACAUGAAUUCAGAAUUGAAACAAUAAAUCUUUUUGACAAUUGAA